CUACCGCAAGUUGUAGACGUUCCGCAAGUACCGAAGUACCUCAAUCAGAUCUCAAGUUGAGCCUUGGCCCGUUAGUCACGUAGCCGGCACAUUCGUCAGUCUCCGCUUCGCGUCGUAAUACCUCGUUCACGGCCCAACAACUGUGACUUUCAUUCUGAGGCAUUUCGGCACUUGUCCCUUGCCUGCAGAAGAGCCGUACUCCAGGUUGACCAGAGCGCAAUUAACAGCAACCCCAAGGAGAAUCUCGACCCCCCACGAGUUUCCGACAGCAAGUAAGUGGUCACUCUACGCGUCAAGUUAACUGCGGUUUUCGUAAAGUUGCUCGCUCGCGGUAUUGUGCGGUUUUUUCACACGCGAAUCAAAUCGGCCAAGGACGCAAAGACAUCGACGAGAGUCUGAUAAUUACAAACGCGCGCGCGUGUACAAAGUACAGGAUCCGCUGUCACGUCAAGCGUAGCCAUCGUCAGGGCGUUAAAAAGAAACCGCGACGGACGCGUGUCGGAGCUUACGCCGGGGGCGUCACCGAGGUCGCCGUCGAAGCCACCAAAGCUGCAAUAGUCCCAACGGUUUCUGGGAGCGUACUCAGUUGUCCACUCGAAGAGCACCGAUAAUGGCCAAAGUGAUGAACACCCGUGCCUCGACGAGCUUCGGCUACCAGCACCACGCCAUGAUCUCGGCCUACAGGACGAGUAAGGCUGCCCCGGCGUUCAGCGCCUCCUCCUCCUCGUCCUCGUCGAGUUCCUCGUCCCCGACGUACCCUCUGUCCCCAAGCUCCUCUGCGUCGUCCUCCCCGAGCGCCAUUUCGCCCUUGUCCUCCUUCUCGCUGUUCCAACAGCAGAACCUGCAACAGCAACGGGCCACGGUCAACAAUGACAAGAGCAGUGGCACGGCGCUUGGGCCAGUUGGCAGCGGCCGCACCAUACUUUAUCCUUUCAACCAGAGCCUCGAAGAGGAGCUCAACCGGCUCUUCGCCACCUUCUUGGUUGCCACGCCCUCGGCCCCAAAGACUAAUCCAGUAUGGGAGGAGUUUAAACACAAUGGAAGAGAUUUUGAGUACUGUCCAGAUACUGAGAAUACUGCCCCUGCUCCAUCACCUCCGAACAAAAAGAAAAACAAGAAACCUCUUCCCACUGAAUGUGUUUUUUGCAAAAAUAAUGGUGAAGACGUUAGAAUUUAUAAGAAGCAUCUGUUGAAAGAUGCCGAUGGAAAGACAGUAUGUCCAAUUUUGAGAAAAUAUACAUGUCCGAUUUGUGGGGCUUCUGGUGACCAAGCACAUACGCUCAAGUAUUGCCCAAGUAACAAGGGUCCCAUGAAACUGGCCCCCAUGAACGUGCUCAAAUCACUGAGAAACUCGACCGGUAGGCGCCGUUCCAAGUAAAUCAUGCCAACUUCGACUUUUAUUGCCCAAUCAAGAAGGCAUUUGUAUAAGUACACAAAUGUAAAAUUGCAAAGCCAUUAUUAAAAAAAAAAAACUUAAAAAGUUUUUAUUCUUCAAAGGGUAUGUAUGCAUACAUAAUUUUUUGUCUAGCAUUUAAUGCUGUUUGCCAAUUUAUUGCAUAAUAUAUUUAAAAAUAUGCUGGCUUUGUACACUUUUCGCGUAGAUUUAUAAUCUAAUCUGUAUAUAUUAAUGAUUUUUUAUUUUCCAAAGCUUCAGCUUAAGUUGACAAGUAGCAAAUGAGAUCUUCUAUCAGAUCAGCCAUAUAAAUAAUCAAUGUUAUGAAAAUUAAGAGGUAUACAUAAGCCGACAAAACGAAUGGUUUUCAUUCUUUGAAAAAUAUGUUUUGCUAGAUUGUAUUAUUUGACAAGUAGAGUAUAUUAACAGCUUGACGAAUGUCUGCUGUUUAUUGCAUUUGAUAAUGUUUGUGUAUACAUCAAACUGAGAUUGCAAUGAAAGAUUUUUUCUCGAUUUUAUAAAACUUUUUAGUACAUUUUUACGUACAUGGAAUGAAAAGGGGGAAAAAAAUGAAAAAAAGGAAAAAAAAAGAAAUGAAUGACAAAACAACAAAAUCUUAGCUUUUUUGAUGUCAAAGAUUUCACUAAGAUUACGGUCCUCUGGUGACUGCUGGAAAUUUUUUCUAUUCAUGUCUUGUAAGCCUACGUAAUUUUGUCAUAGUUUUUUGUAUCGCAAAUCAAGAAUUUUUAAUUCUUGAAUUAUUUUUAUACGUGAUACAGUUUAAUGUUUAUGCAUUUUAAACUAAUGCUUAUUGUUACGAUAAAGACUCUCAGGGGCUAUUUGUAUAUAACUAUUUUUUAGGCCAUUAAAAGCAAUUAACUUGUUUAAAGUGAAAUUUUACUUACAAAAUUUGUUUUUAAAACGAAAUUCACCCAUUAGAUUUCCAUUAAAAAUUGUAUAUUCAAAUCUAAUUAACUAUUUUUGUCGAGAAAUUUCAGUUUUGUUGAUUAAAUUACGAUUGGUUUAUUUAGUUUUGAGUAGUAAUAUGAUAAACUGUCAAAAUUUUAAUUUCAAAAUCUGCAUAU
This is a messenger RNA of Copidosoma floridanum, 2478 nucleotides long. RefSeq names its product RNA-binding protein nanos (gene nanos). Lineage: Eukaryota; Metazoa; Arthropoda; Insecta; Hymenoptera; Encyrtidae. The record is from RefSeq and is a predicted model, not a curated record. Gene Ontology annotation, molecular function: RNA binding; zinc ion binding.